UUCAACACAUGGGUACAACCCAAUUUUAAAUCAACCUGUUGAGCAACCUCUCUAGGGGCCAGAAAGACGUAGUAGCCCGUGUCUUCUGUAGUUUAUUUCAUCUUUGUAUGAUCUCAAGCUUGUUUGUGUGAUUCAAGUGUGUGUAAACUUGUACAAUGUCCACGCGCACAGAGGGAAUGCUCGCACAGCUCAUCGAUGGCCCUGACUCUAAUGUCCACGGUGAUUACAGUAGUUCAGAGGUACGAUAUUCAGGACAGCGAUCAUUUUGCCAAAACCCCUUCAAGGUGGCAACAGCAUGCCUGGCUGCCAUUUGCCUCAUCUUACUCAUGAUCCUGGUGGCCACAAGUAUUCACAGUACGAGAAGUUUUGCUGCCCAAGAUUCAGCUGUUCAGGAUCCCCCCACCAGCUCUGCUGAAGCUCACAUGCAGAAGGCCUGUGCUAAUGUGUCUGAUAUGACUGCGGAAUUGCAGAAGCUGGAGAAAGAAAAAAAAGAACUGGAGGAAGAGAGAUCACAGCUGAAGUCCAAAAUUGCUGAGCUAGAGGCAAUCCCUACACCACGAACCACUCCAGCACAAGCAAAGGAUUCCUGCCCUGCUGGUUGGGAGCUCUUUAAGAGCAGUUGUUACUUCGUCUCUGUCUACAGCAGGAGCUGGCAAGAGAGUCAGUCUUACUGCAAAAGGAACGGAGGACAUCUGGCCAUCAUCCACACCGCUGAGGAACAGUCCUUUAUAUGGAACCUGCUGCCACGUGGCCACUGGAACGCUUACUGGAUUGGCGUAAGUGAUGAUAAAGCAGAAGGAGACUGGUACUGGGUGGAUGGAACCAAACUGGAUGGAGGUUUCUGGGAAGAAGGCGAGCCCAACAACCAUAUUGAUGAAGACUGUGGCUACAUGGUGAAAACCGAGAUUUUAAGUCGCGUGGCCACAAAGAGUUGGUAUGAUGCACCCUGCUUCAUGUCAUGGCCUUGGAUCUGUGAGAAGGUCACUGGCUCCUCUUGAGCAUCAUCUUCAUUCACUUUCAUGGUGAAACUUGAGGGUGUGUAUUGGCUAUAGGCCUGGUCUCAGGAUCUUUGUAACUUUUAAAGAAACGUAUAAGUAAAAAAUGGCUGCAAUAGUGGGUCAAAUAAAGUAGCUGUUUCUUUAAAUCGAAUGGCAAUAUAUGCAUUUCAGUAUUGUUUAAUGUAACCAUGCUUAAAGCACACUAGAUGUAAUGUGUAAACAAUUCUGCAUUUUUUCUGUUCAGACGAUUCUUUAACUGCAAAAAUCAGUUUGUAAUUAUAAAUAACCUGACUAACUGAUCUUGUUGAAUCUAUUGCUCUGUUUGCAUAAAAUAACAGGUAUUUGAGUAAAAAAAUAAAAAUACUGUUACCUGUCUUCUCUUCCUACACACACACACACACACACACACACACACACACACACACACACACACACACACACACACACACACACACACACACACACAAUAAAUAAAUAUCAGCCUGUUUUUAAGAUUUAUGCAUUU
Xyrauchen texanus (razorback sucker) is the source of this 1503-nucleotide messenger RNA. RefSeq lists its product as uncharacterized. The transcript is spliced from 6 exons. The coding region runs from base 156 to 998 and encodes 280 amino acids. The record is from RefSeq and is a predicted model, not a curated record. NCBI's taxonomy places the organism in Eukaryota, Metazoa, Chordata, Actinopteri, Cypriniformes, Catostomidae.